Messenger RNA from Nannospalax galili (Upper Galilee mountains blind mole rat), 2422 nucleotides. RefSeq names its product RAB36, member RAS oncogene family (gene Rab36). The record is from RefSeq and is a predicted model, not a curated record. NCBI's taxonomy places the organism in Eukaryota, Metazoa, Chordata, Mammalia, Rodentia, Spalacidae. The transcript is spliced from 11 exons. Bases 291 to 1100 code for a protein of 269 amino acids. Gene Ontology annotation, molecular function: GTPase activity; GTP binding.
GGUUGUCGGGUUGUCAUGGUAAAUCCUGCGGGGCCAUCCGGGUCCGGAAGUCUCUUAAGCAGGCGGUGCCCCCGGGAGGCUCUCGUUGCUAUGGUGAUCGCCUGGGGCCGGCUGCUUGCCGCCCUCUUGCCAAGGACAGGAGGGUCCAGACCCCGCCCCCGACGUACGGAUUGCUCCCUGCGAGCCAGUCCCACGAGGCCCGCGUGGCUCGCGUUGCUGUGGUGAUCGCUGGCGCCCGUGCGGCGGGACCGAGAGUCUUUGCAGCCAGGAGCCUACAGGACACUGGAAAAAUGAGGUCCUCUUUGACACCCUUGGGGCCCCCAGUGAGCCGGGACCGCAUCAUCACCAGCUUCCCUAAGUGGUACACACCUGAUGCCUGCCUGCAGCUCAAGGAGCACUUCCACGGGCAGGUCAGCACAGCCUGCCAGCGCAGAAACACGGGGACUGUCGGGCUCAAACUCUCCAAGGUCGUAGUUGUUGGCGAUCUCUAUGUGGGAAAGACUAGCCUCAUCCACAGGUUUUGCAAGAAUGUUUUUGACCGUGAUUACAAGGCCACUAUUGGGGUAGACUUUGAAAUCGAGCGCUUUGAGAUCGCAGGGAUUCCCUUCAGCCUCCAGAUCUGGGACACAGCCGGACAGGAGAAGUUCAAGUGUAUUGCAUCUGCCUACUACCGGGGUGCCCAGGUGAUCAUCACAGCCUUUGACCUCACUGACGUGCAGACUCUGGAACAUACCAGGCAGUGGCUAGAGGAUGCACUGAGGGAGAAUGAGGCAGGCACCUGCUUCAUCUUUCUCGUGGGAACCAAGAAGGAUCUUAUGUCAGGGGCAGCAUGUGAGCAAGCUGAAGCAGAGGCUGUGCACCUGGCCAAUGAGAUGCAGGCCGAGUACUGGUCCGUGUCAGCCAAGACGGGAGAGAAUGUGAAGGCAUUCUUCAGCCGUGUUGCUGCCCUGGCAUUUGAGCAGUCUGUACUUCAGGACCUGGAGAAGAGGCCCAGCUCCCGGCCCCAGGUCAGCGAUGGCAAUGGAGACCUAAUCCAAAUAGAGGGACAUUCACCCAAGACCCAGGAGAACAAGAGGCCCCCUGGCCUGGGCUGCUGCUAAGCUGAAGCCAGAAUCAGAGGCAUCUACUCCCUGUAUAUACAUGGGGUGACAUGGAGCUCUGCAGUGUGUACACCCUCAAGCUGGGGAAAGCCCGUGUCUCUAGGGCUCAGCCAUUUCUCUUUGGCAGGUCAGAGCCACUGGCUACUAGGGCUCUAUCAUACUGCUUGGCUGGCGGGAGUUACUUUUUUGAGUCCCACUUACAUGGUCAUCAGACAGUCACUGUGGCCUCAAGAGGCUUCAAGGGCUGCAAACUCAGGACACUUGAGAGCUGGCCCACAUCCCUCGCCAUGGCCCAUUUCAGCAGUUACCCCUGGAGCUCUAUCCUGCCAAUCCUAACUAAAGCCUCAGAAUCCUCAUCUCCAUGUUCCAGGCAGCCAAGACUUGUCAGAGUUGGCAUGUAAUGGAAAAACCUUAGUUUGCUCAUCACCAGGAUGUAGAGUUCUAGGCCUUGGAGCUUCAAACCUAGCUAUCCGCUGUCCCUCUGCCACAGACUGAGGACUCCUGAGCUCUGCUGAUAAGGACAAUGGACAAGAAAAUAUCUUUGGCCCCUUCUGGCAGAGUCCUGCCUCCAUCUCUGAGACCCCCAUGGUCCUGCCCUGCAGGCCAGUGGGUGAAGAGGAGUAACUCAGGCCCAUCUGAAGAUGAACUAUCCUGACUCUGCUGAGAGCUGAAGAUUGCCAUGCCCCUCAGGCAAUUCCAAGUCCCCUGACCCUGAUGCUGCCCUUUGCUGUCACCUAUGCCCAUGCCCACUGACCUUCCACAUGUCUCUCCCACUGGCCUGCAUGUCUCUCAGGACUCUUGUAAUGGUAUCCACAUAUCUUUGGAGGCUGUGGGACCUCCAGAGACUAGCAUGCCUAACCCUCUCUACAUGUCAUGAGCAGGAGCACUGCCCCUACCCAAGUCCACAGGGUCUCCCCUGACCCCACCUCACUGUUAAUAACUGCCCCAUACUCCUUUACCCAUGUGUCCCUGCCUUCCUCCUGUCAUAAGCAGGUGGGUACAUCUGGCAUCCCUAGCUGCUGCAUUUAAAAAAAAAAAAAAAAAGUUCAUGUAGCCCAGCUGGCCUCAUACUCUAUAUGUAGCUGAACAUGACCCUGAAUUCACUUUUCCACCUCCCAGGUGCUGGGAUUACAGGCAUUCACCAUCAUACUCAGCAUCAUCUUAUAGAUGGUAAGCAUUUGCAGGCACCAUGUUGGUCAGUGACCUUCUCUAAGUGCCUAGCAUACCACACAUUCUCAUGAGUGUUUAUCAGCUCAGCAGUGGCCAGACAUCAAAGAACACUGGCAUAUUUUUCUGUUCAAUACCAACAUUCUUUAGCCAUA